AUGUUAUUCAAAUCUUCUGUUGAUCUUCUUAUUUACUUAUGUAUUUUGUUUAUUAUUAUAAUUAAAUGUACUAACUCAAAUAAGAGCCAUUUAAAACGUUCUAAACGAGAUGCAUCCGAUUAUCAAAUAAGAUGUACAGAGCAUACUACUGCAGUUGAUCAAAUUUUUCCAAACAUAAAAAAUCAAACAAGAAAAAAACGUUUUGUUCUUUUUCCAGAAUUUCAAAUUUAUCUAGACGAUUGGCGUUACAUACAUAAUCCACGAGAAUUCGUUUAUUGGAUUGCAAACUUCUAUCCAAAUAGAAUCAACACUAGUUAUAUUCAUCGUUGUAUAAAAGAUAUUAUUCAACAAAUUAACAACGUUAUAGAUAAAGAUAUAAUUAUAAAAGAAGCAUCGGAUCCAGGCGAAGCAAAUUUUCAUUUUACUUUUUUGGAUUAUACAAAAUGUCCUACGGAUGAUGUGUCUGAGGCGGAUAUUGAUAAUAUUAAAAUAUUAGAAUCACUCGAUAUCUAUCCAGUUGAUGUAACUAAAGAAAGUCGAUAUCGUGCGCAUGGUGGAAUACAUCUCGUAGAAAAUGAUAGGCCAAUCUCAACAAUUAAAUUGAAUAUGCAACAAAAAUUUCUUAGUUCAGAUGAUCUUGUUUAUGAUCCAGCUAUAUAUACAUGCAUUGAGGAAACAAAUGAAUGUGAAAUUGAUACAUAUUUUGUUUUACUACAUGAAACAUUACAUGGAUUUGGUAUUGAACAUACAACAAAUGCUCUUAAUCCAACUCCACCCAAUGAACACAUGCAAUCUAUCAUGCAUUUUUCAACAUAUCGCAUACUGUGCCAUGACGACAUACGAGCAAUUCGUAUGGUCUAUCAAUUGCCUGUUAAACGUGAAAAUGCUGCCUACGAUGAUACAUGUCGUCGUGAUUUUCCCAUGAAUAGAUUACAAAAGUUAAUGUAUUUAUUUGGAAAAACUCUAAUCGUAGUUUUGUUAGGAUUAUUAAUUUCGAGUUCUAUUGCGUUUAUUCUAACAUUAAUUUAUCUACUAAUAAGAUAUUUAUACGGUCAAUAUUUGAAUAAAUUUGACAAACGAAUGUCAACUACAUCAAUGAAUUCAUGGCUGUCGAAAGAUAAAAAUUCAAUGAUAUCUAAUCCAGCUAAGAUUAAAACUCAUGUUUAUUUGUGGCAUGAUGAAAUGGUUUAG
Rotaria socialis is the source of this 1191-nucleotide messenger RNA. Lineage: Eukaryota; Metazoa; Rotifera; Eurotatoria; Philodinida; Philodinidae. The record is from the annotation of a GenBank genome assembly.